Diaporthe batatas is the source of this 531-nucleotide messenger RNA. RefSeq lists its product as uncharacterized. The record is from RefSeq and is a predicted model, not a curated record. The transcript is spliced from 2 exons. The coding region runs from base 1 to 531 and encodes 176 amino acids. Lineage: Eukaryota; Fungi; Ascomycota; Sordariomycetes; Diaporthales; Diaporthaceae.
AUGUACUGCCUGGUAUAUUCGAAUGCUAGUGACGUCAAGGGCACUACUACGGUCGACUGCAACCAUGCCUACUGGCUUGCGAGAUUCUACGGCGACGAGGGGUUGACGGCGACCGCUGUUAUCAAGCAGAUGGAAGCAUUCACAGAUCGUCUUUCUAACAAGAUGCGCAUGGGCUUCCUCAACAAACCCGAGGCCGUGCUCGGCCAAGCCCUCCAGACGAGGCUAUGCUCGAGAAUUCAGUACAGCUGGCUGGCUUUCCCAGCGGUGCUCGUGGUUGCUACGAAUGGGUUGCUUGCAUGGACCAUGUACCAGGGUUCUCGGCGUCAAGGCCGCGUGAUGGUCUGGAAGACCUCGAUCCUGCCCUUACUGUUCUACAGCCAGCGAUUUGUUGUCCAGACUGCAGGGGACGUUUCGGAUGGCCCACCAGAGCCGUUGCAAAGAGACGAGAGUGCUAGGGAGCCACUUCUGGAUCUCGACCAGAUGGAGGCGGAAGCGAGGCAACGAAAGGUACGCUUCGAGGUGUUUCACUGA